Molecule: messenger RNA, 3273 nt
Organism: Lucilia cuprina (Australian sheep blowfly)
Lineage: Eukaryota; Metazoa; Arthropoda; Insecta; Diptera; Calliphoridae
Exons: 5
Coding region: 337-2787 (816 amino acids)
Source: RefSeq, a predicted model, not a curated record
GCGCUUAAAGCAACUAUUGCUAGUUUUAUACAACGGAACAGACGGAGUAUAAUAUAUAUAAAUAAAAAUCUAAAUUUAUUAGAUAAAUAAAUAAUAGUAUUAACAAAAUAUUUAGAAAAUAAUAAUAAACAAAUUAGAUACUUGUAAUUAUUAAAUAAUGAAAAAAUAUAAGAAAAAUAAUUUUGAAACUAAAAAAAAAUUUAUAUAAAAAUGAUUUGUGAACUAAUUUGACUAGCAAGAAGACAUAUUGAGAAAAUAAAUAUUAAAUAAUAAAUUAUAAAAGUUAAAUAAGAAAAUAAACAAAAAAAGAGAAAAACGAAAUAUCAUGUCUACAAUAUGACGGAUUCAGAUGAUGAUCUAACACUACUACUGGAUAAUACAAAACCAAAUAUCAAUACAACAGAUGACCCCACAUACAAAAAUACUAAAAAGAAAAAACGCAAUAAACUUUGUGAAGACAUUAAUCGCAAUGUGGUGCAGGAACGUCGUUUAUCCCUUAGCAGGAACCCCUUUAAGUUGCGUUAUUUAUGGAAACGUAAACCUCUCAUCUACCUGUUAGCAAUAUUGUUGUUAGUAUUUUUAGUUAAUUUAACCAUAAAUCGUGAUGUCGAUGAACAUGAAGAUGACAGUUUAUAUUUUAUAAGCAAUUUACAUUCGCAUGUGCCGGGCAUGAAAGUAUUAAAAAAUUUAACAUCACUUCUAAAAGUCAAGCUUAAUAAAAAUCAAGAUGUAACAACUUUAACACCAACUAAAAUCGGCCUCACUGAAGCACAAAUUGCUACAGCAGCAUCGAAAAAACGUGUUGAUAAAAAUUUGAAAACUAAACUAUUAAAAGAAACACCAACACUUAAUUCUACUUCUUUAUCUUUAUCUUCUGAUUUUUAUGCUAACUCUUCCUUUUCUGCUACGCAUUUGGAAUCGUUUAAUAACUCUUUGCCAUCACCGCCUCCCACAGGUUAUUUAGUAUGGAGUGAAUAUUGUAAAAUGCCCAAUUUAGAUCCCUACUUGCCAGAGGUAAUGAAAAAUUUUCGCCGGGAAAAGUAUAAACCCUGUAAGCUGAUCUCACCUUUGACACGAGUCGAUUUUAAUAGAACAACUAAACGUUAUACGCUUUCUGUUGAUCAGGAAGUGAUACCAGCGUAUAGUAAAACGGGCAAACUGGAUUGUUGUUAUCAGUCCAUUGUGCGCAAUGGCACUGGCGAGAAAGUCGAUAGAGUUGUUAGCCUUUCGGAAUGCAUGAGUUUUGUUGAUAAAACUUCUUUAUCGCCUACAAUUGACAAUAUACUGGUACGAUGUCGUUCGAAUAAUCGCCAGGUAUACAUUAAUGGUUAUCCUUUAAUGCCAGAACGCAAUGAGAUUCGUCAACGUUUAGAAACUUGGAAAAAGUAUGAUGAUCAACGUAAGAGAAAAGAAAAAGCGCCGAGUGUUUUAAUGUUGGGCAUAGAUAGUAUAUCAAGAGUAAAUUUAGUGAGAGCGAUGCCAAAGACAGCAAAGUAUUUGUACGAUAAUGAAUGGUUUGAAAUGAGCGGAUUUAAUAAGAUUGAUGACAAUACAUUCCCCAAUUUAAUGGCCGUCCUAACUGGCAUGAAUCGAUCUACCGUCAUGCAAAAAUGUUCACCCUACAAACUGGAAGCAUUGGAUAAUUGUGAUUUUAUUUGGAAAACAUUUCGUGAUCACGGCUAUGUGACGGCCUAUGCGGAAGAUGAAGCCAGCAUAAAUACUUUCAAUUACUUAAAAGUGGGAUUUACACAACCUCCCGUGGACUAUUAUUUAAGGCCAUUUCUCUUGGGUGCCGAGAAACAUUUAGAGACUAAAUUAAAAUCAAGUUUAAUCGAUUGUUUGGGCUAUAAACAUUCAGCUGAUUUCGUAUUUGACUAUGCAGUAGAAUUGGCCAAAAGAUAUAAGAAUGAAUCCUAUUUUGGUCUCUUUUGGGCCAAUACAUUUAGUCAUAAUGACAUUAGUGAUUGUUCGGCCAUGGAUGAACAUAUAAUGAAUUAUUUAAAGAAAUUUAAACAAAUGGGCACUUUGGAGGAUACUAUAGUGGUGUUUUUUAGUGAUCAUGGCAUGCGUUUUGGUCCAAUACGAAAAACUCAUUCGGGUCAUUUGGAAGAAAGAUUGCCGUUUGUAUUUUUAUGGUUGCCACCAAAUCUUAAGCAAAAUUAUCCCAGUUUUGUAAAUGCCUUAAAUGUUAAUAAGAAUCGUUUGACCAAUCCCUACGAUACACACAUGACACUUAAACACAUUUUAAGAUUAACGGGACGAGUGCAAAACGAAACAGUUUUAAAUAAAUCAGAUGCUUGCCCCAAAUGCCAAUCCUUAUUGGAGCCUGUGCCACAAAACCGUUCCUGCCUAGAUGUUGCCAUAGAGGCACAUUGGUGCACCUGUUUGCUGUAUGAAAGUAUUUAUAAAAAUUCCAAAACCGUUGUUAAUUUGACCCACUUGCUUAUUGAUUAUAUCAAUGAUUAUGUGGCGAAUUUUCAUAAUGGUACACUGGCCAAAAUGUGUGUUCCCUUGGCGUAUGAUAGUGUAGAAAGUGCUUACAGAACGACACAACUGCAAAUGAGUGAUGACGGCAAAUCUACUAGUACCAUCAAUAUUUAUCGCGUAACUUUUUAUACCAAACCCAAUAAGGGUCUUUUUGAGGCCACCGCUAUUUAUGAUCCUGUAGAGAAUUAUCUUAAAGUUACGGGUGAGAUUAGCCGUCUUAAUAAAUACAGUGCAGAUUCGGAAUGUGUUUCAGAUGGUGGCGCUAAAAAGUAUUGUUCUUGUCAUAAGAAAAUUUUCUAGCAUAAAACACCGGUCGUACAUAAAGUAGUUGUGAAAUUAGCUAAUACCUCAUUUAGAUUUAGCUCGAAUAAAGAUCGUUUUAACGGAUUACGUUCUAAAACUUUAGCCCGAACUUAGUUAAUCAAAUGUUAUAGUUUUGAAGAGAUCGGCUAUGUUGCGAUUAUUGAAUCCAUAAUUUUGCUCAUUUCUAUAUGUUAUUGGUUUGUUUGGCCACAAUAAUUUACAAUAUGGGAAUCUCAAAUAUUUUGCCUGAAAACUUAAAAAGCUUUUGUCCAAAAAGUUUCCCUAUCAUUUAAAUUAAAGAUGUCAUGCCACCAAUUUCCAACAUUUUCCCUCUACUGUACUUGUAUAUUUGUAUGUAAAAAAAUAGUUCAAAUAAAAUAGUUUAUUUUAAUAAUAAUAAUAAUAAUAAUAAUAUAAAAUAUUUUAAUUUUUCGCUUAUAAAUAUUGAUAUAAUACUUAAAUAGCUUUAUUUUCGUAUUCUUA